AUGAAAGCUUUGCAGCAAAAGAUCCAUGGCACUCUUGACGAGGCUUUGUAUGUGCGCGAGGCUUUGUGUGCGCAGCAUGACUUGUUGAUCCCUGAUUUGCUCAGGCGGCUUCUGGACAUGGCAACUGGAGGUCGGAAGACAGUUGCUUGUGAUGAACCGAAGUUUUGGUCCAAUAACUACAAAGGUCAAAGGUCCCAUUUGUUUCAGCAGCAGUUGAUUGUGAAUGUGACAAUCUUUAAGAAACUUGUGCAGGUUGUGCAGCAGGGCUUGACCAUGGUUUUCGACAAGACAGUCCAAGCAUUGGUGGUGGAAGAAGGCAUGUCGCGCUCGGCUCAGCCUGUAGAAGACAGGAUUAGUUUGCGAAAGGAAGCGUCAGAGCUGCAGGUGCAGACAGCCGAUGACCAGAACAUGGCAAACGAUGUGAAGAUGUAUGCAGCGGGCUACAUCGAAGGUUUGCUGACGUGCGUGAGGAUUUCGGAAUUCUACUCCAACAGCCAAAAGCUUCUUCUCCUCAAGGACAAGACAGCCAAUGCAUUGCCAGCCAUCAGAAAGCUUUUUCAGAAUCAGUUGGCAUAUGCCCGUUCUAUGACGAACAUGGAGUAUCAUAUUUUUGCGGAAGAACCUGAAGAUCCCUACUGGAAGCAGGUUCGCUACGCGUUCUUCCAAAUGUGGGGCGUGCUCGACGGUUACAACGCAGCAUCUUUGCGCUUCGGUGGAGAGAUGCUGGAGCUGGACGACAUGCUUCUGAUAAAUGCUGGUGGAGAGCUGUCACAGCUCAUGCAGGCCUAUUCACUUGAGCACCGGCAACAUCGUGCCGCUCGAUCCCAGGCACCGUCAUUUCUUCAGCAGCGCAGUCACAAUCGACGAUUGGACCCACUGGAUGACCUACAUUGGGAGCGCCGGGUCAUGGAGAGUGGCCGGUGCUCUGCUUUGGUUCGUCUUGGAGAUGGAGAUACGGACCUUUUUAUGGGCCAUACCACUUGGGAUGACUACAGCAAGAUGACAAGGAUUUUCAAGUUUUACAACUUUUCAUUGCCUGCAGCCGAGACGUCGGCAACCCGCAUGUCAUUCUCAUCAUAUCCUGGUGCAGUGACUAGCACAGAUGAUUUCUACAUGCUCAACAGUGGUCUUGUAGCUAUGGAAACCUCUCUUGUUGUCUUGGAUGCCAAUGUCUGGGACAAGGUCCUUGACUUCCCGCGGUUUCGCAGCAUCCCGAAUUUCAUGCACCUCAUGGCUGUAAACCGGCUUGCAAAGUCUGCAGCCGAUUGGGUGCAACUCUUCUCCAAGACCAACACCGGAACGUUUGCUGCGCAGUGGAUGGUCUCCGACUACAACCAGCUCUGGUUGCCUGACAGCACCUUCUGGGUGGUGGAAAUGAUUCCUGGAGUCUCAGAGAUGCGGGACAUGAGUGCAUACUUGCGGCAAAACAGGUACUGGGCAUCCUUCAAUCGACCCUUCUUUGCAAAGACUCGAGAGCUUUCUGGCUUUACCACUGCCGAGCGCACGCAUGGUGCACUCUAUUCGUAUCAGGGCAAUCCUCGCUCGGUGGCCUUUCAACUAGCAGCGCCUACAAUCAAUGCCUUGCAGGAGAUGCGGAGUGUCAUGACUCAAAACACGUAUCCGGCAAGUGCUGCUCCUAGUGACCCAGGGCAUCAGAUCUCCGCACGUAUGGAUUUGAGUCCCAUUCUCAAGUUUCCCAACGGUGGUAUCGAUGCGAAGGUGGUGAAUCGCUGCUUGCUGAAGAAGCUUCAGGCACAGGUGAUCAGCAGCCCGAGCCACCAAAUGCAAACGCCCUUCCAGUGGACUGCAGAUGAUGGUGCUUCUGGGGACUGGACAUUAGACUGCUUGCAUUUAUAG
Messenger RNA from Durusdinium trenchii, 1857 nucleotides. NCBI's taxonomy places the organism in Eukaryota, Dinophyceae, Suessiales, Symbiodiniaceae. The record is from the annotation of a GenBank genome assembly.